Messenger RNA from Cladocopium goreaui, 1807 nucleotides. The record is from the annotation of a GenBank genome assembly. NCBI's taxonomy places the organism in Eukaryota, Dinophyceae, Suessiales, Symbiodiniaceae.
GCCCACGCUGCCCACGCUGCCCAGGGUGCCCACGCCAUGCGUGCGGCGUUGCCGUGGCUUCUGUGGCUCCUGGUGUUGUUUGUGAAAUGCCCAGCUACUCGUCUACUCCAAAGCUCCAGUGAUGAGGAGCAGAACAACCCCUUGGUCCGACCUUUCCAACGCACAGCCACAGAGGCUGCCACGGAAUUUGUUGCUGCGAGAUGGGCUCAGCUGGAAGCACGUCUUCCUCUUGCAGCACGGAAUUUGUUUCGUGGCUCUCAACCGGUUCAGCCCGUGCAGGCCGCAGAACUCUCAGCAAUGGUCAGACCCACUGUCCGUUGGGUGCCGAAGAUGCCAAAGACACAGCCAGUGCCUCUGGGACUCGGCAGAGGUUUCAAUGCUGGUGGCACUGGCGUGAAUGGUGCCCAUGCGGCUUUUCGUGCACCUUUUGUGCGAGCAUUUCGUGCCUUGGAAAGGGCGCAACGUUUGGGGAAGUAUCGCUACAGCACCGUUCGGCCCAUGGGCCGAUCGAUUUUUCCCAAGAGGCAUGAGUUGCCAAAGAACCUCUAUCCCAGUUGGAGGAGAUAUUUUUCAUCAACUUCAUCAGAGAGUCGUGCCAAAUUCUUUGGCAGGCACUUACGAGACAUCCUGGCCCGGAAGGAUAUGAAGGAAUCAAGAUUGAUGCAGCAAGGGAAGAAAGGUGGUGUGUGCACACGGGAGCAGAGGGCUGCCUUUAGUUCCCGUUUUGGAUACAAUUCAUUUGGGGCAACUAACAGCCUUUCAUAUCAACAUGGAAGUUCAAAGUUGACAUCUCUGUACCUGGUCACCAGUGAUGCAGCUGACCACAAUGGUGCAUUCAAGGGAUUGAAUGGUGGCCCGCAGAGUUUUGGUUCCAUGUGUUAUCGUUUGUUGCAGAUGAGCUCACACUACAACGUCAUCUUCAAGAGAGUCGAUUCUGUGAAGGCUGCCACGGAAUUUGUACAAUCUUUGAAGUCUGACAAGGUCUUUGGGCAAGGCAUCAAACAUGUGACCAUCUCUGGUCAUGGCAAUCCGACCACAUUGGUCUUGGGCUCUGAUAGCUUGCUCAGUCAACAGGUUGCCAUGAAAAGCUCCGAAACUGCAAAGCUGUUGGAUGCCUUGCGACCAAUGUUAAUUGAGCAGGGUGAAGCCCGAUCCACGGUAUUCUUGGAGUCUUGUUCGACCGGCAAGCAGCCCAAGAACAUGAAGCUGAAACCAUUGGCUCAGAACAUUGCGGAGGCCUUGCCGGGAGUGGAAGUGCAUGCCUUCAAAGAUGCCAUGUACCCAGCUCAGGUGAAGCUGCAAGGUGGCUUCUUCGAGGAUGCUUUGUUCACCUGCACCGUGGGCUCGCCGAAUGGAUGUCUCAAACCCACCACCUUCAUGUCGAAAGCUCUCCAGGCCGUCUCGCUCUUGGAGAAGGCAGCGAAUGUGAGAAAUGUGGCGAAUGCCACCGAGGAUGAUGAAGAAUUCCAGUUCUACCAUGGUGUCACAUUCUUGGCCGACGUUGAAAUGUGUGCGGAGUGGUGUUCCAUGAUCGAAGAGUGCAAUAGCUUUGAGUUUACCGAAUUUGAAGAACAAGAAGACUGGAUAGAAUCUCCUCUUGGUCUAUGUUCGCUCUAUGAACAAAAGGAGAUGGAUCCAGAAAAUUCUCCAGAACAGGAGGAGGAUGAGGAAAAAGAGGACGUGGACUUGGAGGAAGAUCGCUUGAGGAGUUUCACUAUCGAUGAAGAUGAUGUGCCCCUCAUUACAGACUUGGACGGUUUGGAGUUGGACUAGUGCUUUGACCACACCUUGUUCCCGCGCGGAAAAA